This is a messenger RNA of Paramecium pentaurelia, 1137 nucleotides long. Lineage: Eukaryota; Ciliophora; Oligohymenophorea; Peniculida; Parameciidae. The record is from the annotation of a GenBank genome assembly.
AUGUAAGGACACGAAGAUAUUACAAAAGUUUAUACAUUUGAAAAGACUUUAGGAGAGUAAAACACUAUAUUUAAUUAAUUAGAGGUGCCUUUGGAGUUGUAAAGAGAGCAAAAAAGAAAUCAAAUGGAGAUAUGUAUGCUGUUAAAAUCAUCAAUAAGUAAUUGUUGAUGUGAUUAACAAUUAGAGACAAUUUAUCAAAUGAAGAUUUGUAAGCUUUAUAGACUGAAGUUGAAAUUCUAACUUAAGUAUAAUAUUAUACUUAUUUUUCUAGAUUGAUCAUCCAAAUGUAGUGAAACUUUAUGAAAUUUAUGAGGAUGAUACUAAUUUUUAUAUGGUUAUGGAAUUGAUGACUGGAGGUGAAGUAAUAAAUUUAUGCUUAAAUUUUCAGCUUUUUGAAAGAAUAGUUGAAAAAGAUCAUUUUAGUGAAAAAGAGGCUGCUGCUACAUUAAGACCAAUUAUUGAUGCAUUAUCUUAUUGUCAUAAAAUGGGAAUUGCUCAUAGAGAUCUCAAACCUGAAAAUCUUCUAUUUUCAAGUAGAGAACCUGGAGCUUUAUUAAAAGUAAGUGAUUUUGGAUUGGCUCGAUUUGUUACUAAUGAUGAAGUUAUGAUGACUUAAUGUGGUACUCCUGGAUAUGUGGCACCUGAAAUCCUUUCUGGACAUGGAUAUUCAGAAGCAAUUGAUUUUUGGUCAGUUGGUGUUAUUCUCUAUAUCAUGUAUAUAUUUAAUAAUUAAAUUGAAUAGGUUAUGUGGAUUUCCACCAUUUUAUGAUGAGGAUAAUGAUAAACUAUUUAAAAUCAUAAAAACUGGAUAGUUCUCCUUCCCAUCUCCAUAUUGGGAUAGUAUUAGCAAUGAAGGUAAGAAUGAUUAAGACAUAUUCUUAAAGCUAAAGAUCUUAUUAAAGGUCUAUUAACAGUUGAUCCAUCUAAGAGAUUUGGAACUGAAAAAAUUAUGAAACAUCCUUGGUUAGUAAACAAUACAGCAAAAUCAAUUCCAAAUAUUUAAAAUAAGAUGAAGGAAUUUUAUGGAAGCGCCACCAUGAAAGUAUAAUUAAAUCUUAUUAUUUUAAUUAGAAAAUGGGUAACUUUGUUAAGCUAGCAUAGAGAUGGGGUAAAUUAUCAUAGAUAAAAAAGAAAUGA